AGGUAAGAUGAGCACUUAUCCUGAACUGGAUGAGGAGAUCGACAUCCUCUCUGCCAUCAUCAGUGAACAGAGAACAGAGUCCAGGCCGCCAGCUCCACCAUCCCAGGACAUCUCUACACCCAAAUCUAAGCAGCUCAGUGAGCCCAGCACCGCCCACAGAGCAUCUACAGCAGAGCAGCCCACGAGCCAGGACGUCCCGUUCACCAGUAUGGCUCCAACCACCAUCACCCCACACCACACCCCCACUUUGCUCAGUGAUCCCAUCGUCCUCCCCUACCUCUCUAAUGACCAUGCCUUCAUCAGCUCCGGUCCUCACGGCGGCUGCACCUUCCAGGAGAACUGCACCAAAGUUCACUUGUGUCAGCACUUUGUUCAGGGCGACUGCAUGUUCGGACUAAAGUGUAUCCGGCAGCACGCCAUCGAGCAGCAUAGCCGCCGCAUGCUUCUGAAGAAAGGACUGAGCGAGGACAUCAUCCAGGAGCUGCCCUUCAUCUACAGGAACAUCCACCAGCUGACGGCUGCUGCCGCCUCCACAGAGAAAGAUUCUUUUUGUAAACCUGCCGAUCAGAGCGACAACAGCAACGAUAUCUGUCUGCACUUCAUCAGAAACAGCUGCAAGUUCCACAUGAGUAAAGCAGCAGCAGACUCAGCGAGCUGUCAGAUAAAGAGCUGCACGCCUCCACCUGCUCAGCCAGGUGACCAGCUCCUUCACAGACUCACACCCACGAGAUUGCAGAAAGGUAUACGUCUAACUCAAAAGCUGGACUACCCUGUAUAUGGACUGAUGAGAGUCCAAACCUUUGACAAUUUGUCUGGGGACAAGAAGCUGGCCCAAAAUGCCCAGAUGUACCACUACCAGCACCAGAAGCAGCAGAUGCUCUCCCUGGAGAAACACAGGGAUGAGCCAAAAGUUCCUGACUCAGGAGCAUCGACAGAUGAGGAGAACGAGGAUGGAGAUUUCACAGUAUAUGAGUGUCCUGGAUUGGCACCUACUGGGGAAAUGGAGGUGAAAAACCCUCUGUUCGACGACUCCACCCUUUACUUUCAGAAGUUCUACAAAUAAACCUGGACAUUGAGAGGUUUCACACUCCGAACGCAGCACUUGUGUGUGCAUAUAGUUGAAUUUACACAUAUACACACACUGUGCUGAGUCCAAUCAUUUUAAUGGACAGGGUGGAGAGUGUAAGGUACAUGGAGGAGGACUGGGAUGAGGAGUGAAGCAUUCAUGGACAUUUAAAGGAGGUCACAGGACUGGUUUCAUGACUGAAUAUGGGACCAGUGCCUCCCAUUCUACUGCAACAGUCUGUCCUUUUUUACGCUAUCACUAUUUUUGUUAUUAUUUUUGUUCACAAAUCCACAAUCAGCCAACAUCUAAGAACUCAGAAUGAUUUCUGUCAAGUAGCAAACACUCAUAUUGAAUAAAAUAUCCUGUUAAUAGAACUGGUUCCAGUACAGGGACAGUUCCUGAUUCCACUGAGCUGAAGCUGAAAGUAUUUCAGUUCAUUGAUAGAGCUUCAUGAAUAUCCAUGUUUAUUAAUUAGUAAAUAAACACUGCUUUCUUUGGUUUAAUUUAAGUAUUUUUUAAAGAUGUGAUAUGUGUUUAAUAUUUCAUGAUAACACCUCCGUGCAGCACCGUGAUCUUUAUCAGUAUGUUAUGCAGCCAUUGUGUUCUCAGUCUACUUCAUCUAUGCAUGUUUUGAUGAUGCUGUGUUAUGAAAUCUGAUAGUCAAUAUGCAUUUACAGCAAAGUGCUAAUGGUUAUUAUAUGCCUAUAUCACUGGUGUCACAAUUCUCCAAAUUCAUGAUUCAAUUAGACUUUUGAUUUAAAGGUCACAAUUAGAAUCAAUUUUCAAUUUGGAAAAAAGUUCAGCACUGACUGCUAUGCCAUUGAUAGACUUUUGAGUCUUGAUUUGUAAAGCUCAACAUAUCAUUGGUUUUAUGCCCUGACAACUAGGCCUGGGUAUCGGUACUCUUUAUUUCUUAACUUUAACGUAUCGUCCAAAAUAGCCCAGUACUGAGUAGUAUGAAAACGUCUCCAAUCAAACAAGUACUACAUUCAAUCCUUCUUGUAACCAGAUCAGGAAAAAUUGUAUGGUUUUGCAGCCAAACACACAAGCAACACACCGAGAGAAAGAGAAGGGAAUGCCUCUUCUUUUCUUGUAUUUCUUAUGUGCCUGCAUGCGCUUGUAAGCCUAGAUCAUGAUUGAUUUUAACAGCCCCUCACCAUUGGCUGCGGUUUCAGGCAUGUUCAACAUUGUUGAAAGUUUAUUACCACAAGCUUGGCUUUGUGUUUGUUUCAUCUUCUCAUAUCCUUUAACACUACUCUGUACAGUUUUAUUUGCAAUUCACAUCACUUGUCACUGAUCGAUCAUUGCCUUCCAUCAUAUCAAGUCAACGCUCAGAUGUAGUGAGAGUGAUCGGCUGGAUGUGCAGGCUUUCUUUUCCUUUACUUGCUUCUUAAGAGUCUUUAGUGCAGUAUAGUGACAUGUAUGAGCUCACUCCUUACUCGUUUUCUACUUCUUACUGUCGUCUAUUGAAGGAGGUCUGCGACUCACUACUAAAGGACAAAGGCGAGUGAGUGUCAUGAAAGGUGGCAUCAUAUAAAGUUUUUUAUUUGUUUUAUUAUUUAUUACUACUACUAUGGCAUUUUACUCAAGGAAUCAAAUGUUUUGUACCCUAUUGGUAUCGGUAUCACUUUAAGGCUACUAAUUUUGGUACUGGUAUUGUAAUAUUUUAAACAAUACCCAGCCCUACAGACAAAUUUCAUGUUGAUUUGUGUGGUACAGCCUACAAACUGUAGUUGCCACACCUGUGACCUCAGGGAAGCAGGAAGAUUCUGUUCCAGUUUUUUCUCUGUCAUCUCCGACUCCAGCAGUAGCCAUGGUGUUUUUUUUUCUUCAGACGUGCACCUGACACACAAAAUUAGGCAGGGGUGGAGAGAAAAAUGUCGAAAUCGAAAGCUCUUAUCUUUUUAGAGAUAGCUCUAAAUGAAAGAAAUUGUGACACCCCUAAUAUAUAUCCGGUAUAUAUACUUUAUACUUAUAUAUGACUUGAAUGAUUACGAAAGAAUUUGAUACUUCAUUACCUAGAACUCUGAAACAGAGCGAGUCCAUCCUGUGUAUAUGGUAUCUGACUAACAUGGCUUGUCCACAUGGUUUUGUGAUCUGUAAAUAGCUGCUAAUGUGUACAGGGAAGAUAUCUUACCUCUCACUCAGUGUGUGUGCAAACAUCUUCCCCUAAAGAGUGCUUUGUCAAAUACUGAACUGUUAUUGCUUCCGUAUUGUUCACUAUAUUUGCAAGGUUCCUAUAUACAUGUGGAAAGGACAGGAAAUGUCUCAGAGAAGUAAUGAUGUCCUGGUUUUGAAAACAUAUUUGACCCAUUUGUUAUUGUGCAUAUAGUUUUUAAUUGAAAUGUAAUAGUUUUGUAGAUAAGGGGUAAGCAGAGAGUAUCCGCACACUAUGACAUACAUAACCGGAACAUUUAUUAGAAGUCAGGCAACAUUUCAAUCCUAAUACCAAGUCUUCACCAGGAAAAACAUGAGAAAAUGGCAGUAUAAAACUGAUUAGAUCAUGCUGAAGUCAAGGACAACCAAUCAAGCAAAAUGACUUCAAUAAAUACUGACAAGACAUUGUCAUAAAGCAAAUCAUUAUCAUAGAAAUCACAAACAUCAAUACAUAGACAAUAUUUUAAAGUAAAAAAAAAAAGAGGAAACAGAGAAUAAUAUCACAACAUUGUCUGAGAUAAAAUACACCCCACUGGCUGGAGGAAUAAUGGGAACAGGAGAAAGGAAAAAUUGCCCAGAAAUAUGAGACAUACAUAUAAUCUUUACAGUUACAGAAGGAGCUGCCAUCAUUUUUUUUCUUUGAAUACGUCAAAGCUGCCAAUUUUAAAAUUGAACUUAGCCAAAUUUGCAGAUUUUACAGUACAGUCAGUCAUCUUCUGUACCCACUUAUCCAUGCAGGUUCGCAGGGGGCUGGGGCCAAUCCCAGCUGGCAUAGGGCAAGAUACAGCCUGAACAGGCCGCUAGUCCGUCACUUGACACAGUAUACAUUUUGCAGUACAUGCUUGGGAAAAUGUAAAGCUAUGGUAGGUAACAUUGGAGAAACUGGGACGAGACAACUAAAUUCCCUUCAGGCUUUCCUCCAUAGCCACAGGUUAGCCAGUCAUUUCAUUUGGACUGAAUACACAAUCUAACUUUGUCUUUCCCAAUAACAAUGUUAUUGCCAAAGCCUGAUCACGACUGGAUGAACAUAACUAAUAGUAGAGACACUGACAUUUUAUAAUGAUGCUACCAGCACUGUUACCCAUAUGAAGGAUUGGAUUGGUGCACAUUUCAAGUUUGUUUAACUUGGAAAUACAAGAAAUGCUGCCUUAUAAAUGCAAGUUAACUCAGCUUUAAGAUUGCAUUUGUUUUAAUUCACAGGUUCAUAAAGUUGAUGUAACUUCUAGUUGUCUCAAUAUUGUUUUUUUAGUUGAUAAACAUUUUUAUUACUUGUUUCUUCAUACUUUGAGUUACAACAAAUAAUUAUAUUACUUUAUAAAUGCAAGAAAACUUCUCUUAACUAGUCUUAACUAUUCUAAUAAGUUAAAAGAACUUAACCACAUUUAUAUUACGUUCCAUUCUAAGUUGAGAGGAUUUAAAUGUGUUUCAAUUUACAUGUAUAAGUUGUCAGGUACACCCUCCACCGGCAAUAUACACAAAAUACCACAAAAUUUUCUAUAUUUGGUUGGAAUUUAAAUACGUGACUUAUCUGCAGUGUAUAAUUAGUUAAGUGCAUGCAUCACAUUUGUUAUUUAUUUUCAACUAACAACUUACAUUACAGGGUGAGAGUGUGAGUAUGAGUGGUUGUUUGUCAAUGUAUGGCCCUGUGAUGGACUGGCGACCUGUCCAGGGUGUACCCCGCCUUUUGCCCGAUGUCAGCUGGGAUUGGCUCCAGCCCCCCGCGACCCUGUACACAGGAUAAGCGGUUGAUGAUGGAUGGAUGGAUGAACUUACAUUACAGUUCAAUCAACACACACGUAUCUCACAAAAGUGUCAAAUAGUCAACCAAAGGAUUUAAUCCAAAUUUAACUUUCGGAAACAGUUCAGAGCUCGAAAACCUGCCAGAGCUCUUUGGGUUAAAAAGAAGUAAGUGAACAUAACUAAAUGGGGCUUUAAUGAUUUACAGUGUGCAUCCCUAAUGGAUAUUCUCUGCUUUUCCUUUUAGUGAAGCUGCUAUCCUCACCUGGCGUAAAUACUGUAUGACUGGAUGUGACUACCUGUCUGUAUUUUGUAGACAGUCAUAUUGCCCCACUGUAUCACAGAUCACAGAUUGUAUUACACACCCAGGAUGAUCUUUAGUGACAGCGGUUUGGCAGGGUAGCAGUGCAGGAACCCAGGAUGUAACUGUGACCUCCCGCUGUCGUCUCUCAGGAAAGCCGCCCUCCAUGGCUCCUCUUCAGCCUGCUCCCACUGUCUCAGCUUCUCAGCUCCCCGCAGUGAAGGAAUAUGUUAAACUGUACUUGACCUGCCCGAAUACACAUACAUGAGUAUCAAUGUAAUCAUGUAAAAAGAAAUAUCUACAACAGAUAACAGGGAAUAUUAACAAUGGAAAUGUUUAACUGUGUUGUAAAGACUGUUUUACUCAAAUCUACUGAGGUGUGGAUCAAAAUGAAGGACAGUUUAUUGGUUGGAGGGACGAGGGAUUACCAGAAAUUCUCAUGUUGUUUACCUUUUUUAAAUGUUCUAUAGCUCUGCUUUCCCUUAACCAGGGCUGAGAGCUAAACAAAUGCCAAGCUGGUUGUCUUGUUUUGGUCAUUCUCUCUCUGAUGAUGGGAGGGUCUCGUAAAGGAACUCUAAAACAAGUAACUACCUAAGCUAGCUAUCUUUGAUACAGACUGUUUUCAGACUAAACAUAAUGAGUUCUAUACACUUUACCACAAUGUAUAGCAUGCCUGUGGAUAUACCAGAGCUGAAAUGAAAGAAAUAAAUAUUUAUAUAAUCUAAGGUGAAA
Messenger RNA from Micropterus dolomieu (smallmouth bass), 5993 nucleotides. RefSeq lists its product as uncharacterized. The record is from RefSeq and is a predicted model, not a curated record. The transcript has 10 exons. Gene Ontology annotation, cellular component: membrane. NCBI's taxonomy places the organism in Eukaryota, Metazoa, Chordata, Actinopteri, Centrarchiformes, Centrarchidae. Gene Ontology annotation, molecular function: metal ion binding. Bases 8 to 1063 code for a protein of 351 amino acids.